AUGCCCGAACACAAGAACUCAUCUGUUGUCUCCGCUCCCGGCAAGGUUCUUCUCGCAGGCGGCUACAUUGUCCUCGACAGGGACUACUCCGGCCUCGUCUUUGGCCUCAGCGCCCGCAUCAACGUCGUCUCUCACCCCAUCCAGCCCACCCAGGGCGUUCAUCUCACCGAGAUUGUCGUCGAAAGUCCGCAGUUUGACGAUGACUCCUGGGUGUACGGCUACACCCCUGUGGAAGGUCACGGCGGUGUAAAAGUCACCCAGCUCGACCCCGGCACCAAACCCUUCAAACCCAACCAUUUCGUCGAAACAACCCUCAACUACGUCCUCUCCUACAUCGUCUCCCUCCCCGCCAAGCAAACCCUCUCCUCCAUCCACCCCGCCAAAUUCACCAUCCUCGCCGACAACGACUAUUACUCCACCACCACCACCACCUCCCCUUCCACCCCCCAGCGUCGCUUCCGCCACCUCGGGCAAACAAUCUCCAAAGCCAACAAAACCGGCCUCGGCUCCUCCGCCGCCCUGGUAACCUCCCUAACCGGCUGCUUGCUCUCCCACUACCUCCCCCGUUCCCUUUUCGACCUCUCCACCCCCUCAGGCCGGUGCACCCUCCACAACCUCUCCCAAGCAGCCCACUGCGCCGCCCAGGGGAAAAUCGGCUCCGGGUUCGACGUCGCCAGCGCCGUCUACGGCAGCUGCGUCUACCGCCGGUUUUCCCCCUCCCUCUUAUCCGCCCUCCCACCCCCAGGGACGAGAGGGUUCGGGAGAGCCGUCGUGGAGACGGUCAACUCCCCCGACUGGGAUCAAGAAAUCAGCAAAGAGGAGACUGAUCUUGCCGAGGGGCUGAAGAUCAGAAUGGUGGAUGUCACGGGGGGGACGGCAACGGUCAGCAUGGUGAAGCUGGUCAACGCCUGGAGGGAAGGGAACAAGGCCGAGGCGGAUGGGUUGUUUGCCGAGCUGGAGGGGGAGGUGAAGGUUUUGGCUGGGGCGCUCAAAGUCGGGGAUGGGCAGGCGAUAAAAAGGGCAAUGGGGGAGGUGAGGAGGUUGAUGAAAAGGAUGGGGGUGGAGAGCGGGGCCGAGAUCGAGCCGGACAGUCAGACCAAGAUGCUGGACGAGCUGGAGGGGCUGGAGGGGGUGGUGGGGAGUGUGGUUCCUGGCGCGGGGGGGUAUGAUGCUGCGGCGUUGGUGAUUAGGGAUGAUGAGGGGACGGUGGGGAGAGUCGAAAGGUUUUUGGGAGAGUAUAGUCAGAGGGAAGGGGUGAAGGCGAGGUUGUUGGAUGUGUUGGGGGAGGUGGAGGGGGCGAGGUUGGAGAGCUGGGAUGGGGGGAGGUGGCAGGAGUUGUGA
Molecule: messenger RNA, 1341 nt
Organism: Podospora anserina S mat+
Lineage: Eukaryota; Fungi; Ascomycota; Sordariomycetes; Sordariales; Podosporaceae
Exons: 2
Coding region: 1-1341 (446 amino acids)
Biological process (GO): ergosterol biosynthetic process; isopentenyl diphosphate biosynthetic process, mevalonate pathway
Cellular component (GO): peroxisome
Molecular function (GO): ATP binding; phosphomevalonate kinase activity
Source: RefSeq, a predicted model, not a curated record